GCAUCACUCUUGAUAAGGAAGGAAAAAAAAAAAAAAAAAAAAACGUUUUAUAUUAUUUUUUCCUUUUCCUUUUAAUUUUUAGAUUCUUAGAAAAAUCUCGGAAGAGUGAGAAAGAGGGCGUCUGAUUGGUAGGCGAGAAACGAUGCAGAAAAUGGCACAGGGUUGGUUCUCGGGGGGUACUGGAAGUGAGGUUACAGAGAAACCCUCCUCCUCUUUGCUCUCAGAUUGGAACUCAUAUACGGCUGCACAAGCUUCAGAAGACAGCUCCUCUCUGGGCCUCGGCUUCGAUCUCGAAUCUGCGGUUCGGUCCGCAAAUGACACCGUUUCUGGCACUUUUAACGUGGUUUCUAAAGGGGUUAGAGAUCUUCCUGGGAACUUCCAGUCUGCCACCAGUAGCGUCCCGUCAGGGAAAGCUCUCAUGUACUUUGGUUUACUUCUGGCAACGGGGGUGUUUUUUGUUUUCAUUGCAUUUACCAUGUUCCUUCCUGUCAUGGUGCUAAUGCCUCAGAAAUUUGCUAUCUGCUUUACACUUGGAUGUGGCUUUAUCAUUGGGUCAUUCUUUGCGCUCAAGGGUCCAAAGAAUCAGCUUGCUCACAUGUCUUCAAAAGAGAGACUUCCUUUUACAAUUGGAUUUAUAGGCAGCAUGGUUGGUACCAUAUAUGUUUCUAUGGUGCUUCACAGCUACAUUCUUUCUGUGGUCUUCUCUGUUUUACAGGUUCUUUCCCUUGCAUACUAUGCUUUUUCAUACUUCCCUGGUGGAGCGGCGGGUAUGAAAUUCCUAGCAUCCGCUCUAACCUCUUCAGUAAUGAAAUGUUUUGGGAGGUGACCACGUCCUUUGUUCACAUUUGUUGCCUUGUAUAUUUCGCUCAUGACUUUGAGAUUUUUGCCAAUUUAGUUGAAAUUUGGAAUUGCCUGAGAUAAAUUGUUGGGUUCAAGCCAUCGUAUUUAAACCUUCCAGAUUUCUAUGUUUCUCAGAAAGUCCUAGUGAAAAAAUGUAAAUGCGCAUUUCAUUUACCAAACAUUUUGUAAGGGUCAAUGAACAAAAAUAUUCUAUCAGUAUAAGGCUAUGUUGUUUUGCUCU
Ziziphus jujuba (common jujube) is the source of this 1081-nucleotide messenger RNA. RefSeq names its product protein transport protein SFT2. Gene Ontology annotation, cellular component: membrane. Gene Ontology annotation, biological process: vesicle-mediated transport. NCBI's taxonomy places the organism in Eukaryota, Viridiplantae, Streptophyta, Magnoliopsida, Rosales, Rhamnaceae. The record is from RefSeq and is a predicted model, not a curated record. Bases 143 to 826 code for a protein of 227 amino acids. The transcript has 4 exons.